Messenger RNA from Arabidopsis thaliana (thale cress), 2153 nucleotides. RefSeq names its product fatty acid reductase 1 (gene FAR1). The transcript has 9 exons. The record is from RefSeq and is marked reviewed. Gene Ontology annotation, molecular function: alcohol-forming very long-chain fatty acyl-CoA reductase (NADP+) activity; alcohol-forming long-chain fatty acyl-CoA reductase (NADP+) activity. The coding region runs from base 99 to 1295 and encodes 398 amino acids. Lineage: Eukaryota; Viridiplantae; Streptophyta; Magnoliopsida; Brassicales; Brassicaceae.
ACGUGACUCAAUAAAAUCAAGUCUUUUGUUUCCUUUUAUCCAAAAAAAAAAAAAAGUCUUGUGUUUCUCUUAGGUUGGUUGAGAAUCAUUUCAUUUCAAUGGAAUCCAAUUGUGUUCAAUUUCUCGGUAACAAGACCAUUCUCAUCACAGGAGCUCCUGGUUUUCUUGCCAAGGUUUUGGUAGAGAAAAUACUAAGGUUGCAACCAAAUGUGAAGAAGAUAUACCUUCUGUUGAGAGCUCCCGACGAAAAAUCAGCCAUGCAACGCCUACGUAGUGAGGUUAUGGAGAUCGACCUUUUUAAAGUGUUGAGGAACAAUCUAGGAGAAGACAAUUUGAAUGCCUUGAUGCGGGAAAAAAUUGUGCCGGUUCCAGGUGAUAUAUCGAUCGAUAAUUUGGGAUUGAAAGACACUGAUCUCAUACAACGUAUGUGGAGUGAGAUUGAUAUCAUAAUCAACAUAGCAGCCACAACAAAUUUCGAUGAAAGAUAUGAUAUUGGUCUUGGCAUCAACACAUUUGGAGCCCUGAAUGUUCUCAACUUCGCCAAAAAGUGUGUUAAAGGACAAUUGCUUCUCCAUGUCUCAACCGCGUAUAUAAGCGGUGAACAACCUGGAUUGUUACUAGAGAAACCAUUCAAGAUGGGGGAGACUCUCAGCGGGGAUCGGGAACUAGACAUCAAUAUAGAACAUGAUCUAAUGAAACAAAAAUUGAAAGAGCUUCAAGAUUGUUCUGAUGAAGAGAUCUCGCAAACAAUGAAAGAUUUUGGAAUGGCAAGGGCAAAGCUUCAUGGAUGGCCAAAUACAUAUGUAUUCACCAAAGCAAUGGGAGAGAUGCUAAUGGGAAAAUACAGAGAAAAUUUGCCACUUGUUAUCAUACGUCCAACAAUGAUUACUAGUACUAUUGCCGAACCAUUCCCCGGUUGGAUUGAAGGGUUGAAAACAUUAGACAGUGUGAUUGUUGCAUAUGGUAAAGGAAGGCUUAAAUGUUUUCUUGCGGAUUCAAACUCAGUCUUUGACCUUAUACCGGCAGACAUGGUAGUAAAUGCGAUGGUUGCAGCCGCGACAGCUCAUUCGGGAGACACCGGGAUUCAGGCAAUAUAUCAUGUUGGUUCGUCUUGUAAGAAUCCAGUCACGUUUGGACAACUUCACGAUUUCACGGCUCGUUACUUCGCUAAACGUCCUUUGAUUGGUCGGAAUGGCUCGCCAAUCAUAGUGGUCAAAGGAACCAUUCUGUCCACUAUGGCUCAAUUCAGCCUCUACAUGACCCUUCGUUACAAGCUUCCUCUACAGGUACCUUAACAUUAUAAUUUAUGUUCUAUUUUCAUUUCGUUUCCCAACUUUUAAACUUCCAAGAAACCCUAAAUUUUGGUUCAGUUUUUACGCACAUCUAUAAAAGACUAAGGCUGUAAAUGGUAACCAAAACCGCACCCAAAACCGCACCGCAACAGUGUUGUAACAAUAUCAAAAUCUCUACAUAUACAUAUAUAUAUAUAUAUAUAUGUAUUUUCGUUACUAUUUAAACCGCACCGCACUUCUCCCGCACCAUAAAACGCAGUCACUAUUCAGAACCUAAGAAUAAUAUUCAACAUAUAUGUUGCUUUUUUUGUUACCUUUAUGUUUCUCAUUUGUUUUUGUUUUCUUUUCCCUUCCAGAUACUUCGAUUGAUCAAUAUAGUUUAUCCAUGGAGUCACGGAGAUAACUACAGUGACCUAAGCCGCAAAAUCAAGCUAGCUAUGCGACUAGUUGAGCUUUACCAGCCUUACUUACUCUUCAAGGGCAUAUUUGAUGAUUUAAAUACCGAAAGACUGCGAAUGAAAAGAAAGGAGAAUAUCAAAGAGUUAGAUGGAUCGUUCGAGUUCGAUCCCAAGUCCAUUGAUUGGGACAAUUAUAUCACAAACACCCACAUUCCUGGCCUCAUCACCCAUGUGCUUAAACAAUAAAUUAUGCUGGUAAUAUGUUUGGAACUAUUGUGAAUCUCGUGUGUAAUAUUAUUAAAGAAUACGAUUAUAUCAUUCUAAUCUUGUAAUUUACAGUUUGUGUUGGCGUGUAAUAUCAAAAUAAAUAAAAAAAACUUAUUCCACAAUGGAUAAGACUUUGAAUCAUGCAUAUGAUAUUCAGUCGUGUUAUAAAUAUAUUUUUAUGUCACCAUCUUACAUA